Molecule: messenger RNA, 4156 nt
Organism: Stegostoma tigrinum
Lineage: Eukaryota; Metazoa; Chordata; Chondrichthyes; Orectolobiformes; Stegostomatidae
Product: neuronal acetylcholine receptor subunit beta-3-like
Exons: 6
Coding region: 1441-2496 (351 amino acids)
Biological process (GO): chemical synaptic transmission; signal transduction; regulation of membrane potential
Cellular component (GO): neuron projection; postsynaptic membrane; synapse
Molecular function (GO): transmembrane signaling receptor activity; acetylcholine-gated monoatomic cation-selective channel activity
Source: RefSeq, a predicted model, not a curated record
UGGCCAGGUUGCUCGGUCUCCUGUGCAGUGCAGAGACGACAGCGGUCACUUGAAGGCAUACCACAGUUUUGUGGUUGAACUAAACGUCGUGUCCACUUGAGCAGAAUUUUCAGCAGGUCAGGGAAAGUGCUUAAUACCAACUUCAUGAAGGGAAGUCUCGGUAAAUACAUGAGGGGGAGGAAUCGAGGGAUGUGUUAGAGGAAGUCGGAGGGAGAAGCCUCGUGUGGAACAUGAGCCCCAACAAUAGAGCAAUAGGGCAGAAUGGCGUAUUCAUGUACAUAAGCUCUGUAUACUCCAUUGUACAAAGGCUUGACGAAUUUUCAGUACGUUAGUGAGAUUCUGCACGUCCUGAUUAACGUUUCUUCUUUGAAUCGAGACUUUGGGAUUCUGGAGCCUAUCUAUAGACCUUUCGUCAGGUGCCCCUCCAUUUCCCCUCAUCCCUUCUUCUUCGAAGGUGCCCCUUUUAAAUGCCUAUCUAUUCUCCUGCUGACCUAUUUGAAUACAACUUCAGCCGAUUUAUCCUUAGCAAUUUUGUAUUUAAGCAUAUUACGAGUUCCGUCUCUCUUGUGUGUAUAUAUUUCCCAGUCCUGGCCCGUCUCUCUUGUGUGUAUAUAUUUCCCAGUGCUGGCCCCUUUUGACUGCUGUGUAUUCGUAACCUUUCUAGUUCUGAUUUAAAGUGUGAACCUGAAGCAGUGUCGGUUCCCUCACAGGCGCGCAUCUGACUUGGGUGUAAUCGGAGCAUCUUUCCGUCUCUUUCUUGUUGAUGUAUUUCCCCCUGCACGGCACCAACCUACCUCGGCAUUUCCAUAAAAUUAAUCAGGAGUAAUUAUUUCUCCUACACGCACAUACACAGAUGGCGUUCAUUUCUGCGGGAGGAAUCGAGGGAUGUGUUAGAGGAAGUCGGAGGGAGAAGCCUCGUGUGGAACAUGAGCCCCAACAAUAGAGCAAUAGGGCAGAGAAGUGUAUUACAUCAGAAGAGAUCCAUCUGAUUAUAAUUCAAGUAAAUUCGUUGACUGCACAUGAUACUUUCCGCGUUCUGUCAAUGACUGAUGCCAUUCACAGUUCGCCCCAACUUUAAGCUCAGAAUUCCAGACGAAGAGCUCGAAGGCAGCCAGGACACGGGUCCUCUGUACUCCAGCGUGGCUGAAAGCCUGUGCAAAUCGAUGGAGUGGAAUUUGCUGUCUUUCUCUAUCGCUGUCUCCCCGAAACUGGAAGAUUCUCCUUUCUAAAAAAAACUUGUACAAGCCCGCCGCUAACGCGACGUGUCUUGGGCUGUAACCCCUAUGGGAUCCUCUCCGACCUAUUUGUUACGGCUGCUCUGAUCUAUCUGUUCCCCCCAUGGCGCGCGGAGAAGUUGGGUCUAGUCUCGGACUGAGGAAGCUUUCAGUGACUGUAUCUCAAGGCUAAGAGUUUGGAGUGGCGGACCCUACAAGCGGUGACAUGCAUUUGUUACCGGCCCUGGUGAUGUGUGUUGUAUCCCUGCCUGGUACCACAGCUGCCAGAACAAUUAAAUUACUAGCAGAGAUAGAGGACAGCCUGCUGAAAAACUUGUUUCAAGGAUACCAGAAAUGGGUGAGACCAGUUAGAAAUAUCAGUGAUACAAUAAAAGUAAAGUUUGGACUGGAAAUCUCCCAGCUGGUGGAUGUGGAUGAAAAGAAUCAACUAAUGGCUACGAAUGUUUGGUUAAAACAGGAGUGGAAUGACUACAAACUGAGCUGGAAUCCAGAUGAUUAUGGAGGCAUCCACACCAUCCGAGUUCCAUCUGAAUCAAUCUGGCUGCCUGACAUAGUAUUAUAUGGGAAUGCAGAUGGACGGUUUGAAGUUUCCCUGAUGACUAAGGCAAUUGUGAAGUACAAUGGGACAGUAAGAUGGACACCUCCUGCAAGUUACAAAAGCUCUUGUACAAUAGACGUCACAUUUUUUCCAUUCGACAAACAAAACUGUUCAAUGAAAUUUGGAUCCUGGACCUACGAUGGAAGCAUGGUUGACCUCAUAUUGGUGGAUGAAGAUGUGGACCGAAAGGAUUUCUUUGAUAAUGGAGAAUGGGAAAUCUUAAAUGCCACAGGAAUGAAAGGAAUGAGGAGGGCUGGAUAUCACUUAUAUCCAUUUAUCACAUAUUCCUUUGUAUUGAGGCGCUUGCCCCUAUUCUAUACAUUGUUCCUGAUUAUCCCCUGCCUUGGUCUAUCUCUUUUAACUGUACUGGUUUUCUACUCACCAUCAGAUGAAGGGGAGAAGCUAUCUCUAUCCACCUCAGUUCUGGUUUCACUAACUGUUUUCCUCUUGCUUAUUGAAGAAAUAAUUCCUUCUUCCUCAAGAGUCAUCCCAUUGAUUGGUUGUGGAAGACUGGAAAUUUGUAGCUCAAGUCCUGGAUCGGAUUUUCUUAUGGCUGUUUUUGCUGGCAGCCAUUCUGGGAUCAGUACUGAUGUUUGCUCCAGCACUUCAAAUGUGGGCAAGCAUUGUAAUAAUGCCCAGUGCAAACUAUCAUACAUAACCUGAGGUUUGCAAGAUUGACAAUUUGGAUUUGUUUAGCUAAGAUGUCAUUUGUUAUUGGAUGUAACUAUAUUUUAUAAUAGGAAAAGGAUUUAAUAGUCACAAUUUGGGAGUCACAGCAAAACAAUUGUAUUCAUACAUGAUUGAAGUUCCAUUCAGCUGUAUCAGGUUUCUUUGUGCAAUUUUCCCUUAUGUGUAAAAACAGGGCAAAAAAAGGUUGAUGCAUUUCAAAGGCAAAUUAUAUCGAGAAUAAAGUUAGUUUCUAUGAUCUUUCAUGCUCUUCUUCUUAAGUAUAUUUUCAGCUAUUUAAAGAGGACUAUUCAUAGUCAGUGAUUAAAAAAUUCUUGUCUUUUGAUCAGCUCAUUUUCAGCUCUAUUUGACAAACUGAAGCAAUUUGACAUGAUUGAACAUAUAAAAGCAUAGGCUUUAAUGCAGUUCUUUCUGAAAUACAUUGCGUUCUAAGCAAAUAAAAACCAAUAGAACUGUAGAUGCUGUAAAUCAGAGACAAAAAUAAAAACUAUCGGAAAAGCUCAGCGGAUUUGGCAGCAUCUGAGGAGAGAAUCAGAGUUAACAUUCCGGGUCGAGUGACCCUUCCCAGUUCUGAGGAAGGGUCACACGACCAAAAAUGUUAACUAGGAUUUUCUUGACAGAUGCUGCUAGACUUGCUGAGGUUUUCCAGCAAUUUUUAUUUCUGUAUUCUAAGUCACUGUUUAAAUAUAUUUAUUCAAGGCAGAUUUGAUGUAUGGUGAUAUGCAAACUAUACUGAGUAGAAAAUUAAGCAAGACAAACUAUCACAAUUUUCAUCCCAAAGUCCAAAUUAUGCCCAAGGUCUAACCACAAAACCAACUGUAUAUGUUUGACAAUAAAAUCUCAUUCUAAAUAUUUUUAUUGAAUUGUAAAAUGUAAAAGUAUCAGAAUAUGCUGAAUUUUGGCACAAUACAGCAAUGUUUGUUUCAUAUCACAUCUUGUUUAUCUAUCAGCAAUGGUCACAUUGAACUUUGAAGCUUUUAUUUUAUUAUCAAUUAUGAAAAAAAUAUCUAGGAUGAUUAUGAGAGUUACAUCACUUCUCGAAAACAAGAAAACCACUUUGAUGUUCAGCAUUUGAGACACAUGCUCAUGUUCUUUAUGUGAAGUGUUUAAAUAUAUUUCUGGCUUAAAAGGAACAGAAAUAUUUGGAGAACAAAUAAAUUAUAUUAAAAUGUGAUCAUUAUCCAUGAUUGUUCAACUUGCCUGCAAUUUAUUGGAUUAAGGAGGCACAACACCUCAACAUGAUCAAAAUUAGGCAGUGAUGAUAGUCACUUUGUUAAAAAAAAUCCAUUCACCUUCAUGAUUUCUCAAAGGUAAUGUUCAUUAUGUAUUAGUCUUUUCAAUAAAAGAUGUAGCUCUUGACAAUCACAACAUUGUUCUUCGUGUUUCUCUAAUUUCAGAGAAUAAUGAAUUGAGGAACACUAGGUCUAUUACAUUGAUUAUUGAGCAACUUCACCACUCCUGCAUGUGUUAUGGUGAUCCAGCUACAAAUGAUUAGUCUGAGUCCAAGUCAGAAUUUCACUGUCUCCAUAUGCAAGUUGAAAUUGUGUGUGGUAGAGUAUGAGCUUUAUACUUCACAGCUUCAUUCACCUAUGGACACUCUCUCAGCCUGCGGCUCCACUAUUUGGUGUAGCAUACU